Betta splendens (Siamese fighting fish) is the source of this 1936-nucleotide messenger RNA. Its product is annotated as E3 ubiquitin-protein ligase TRIM38-like. The transcript has a single exon. The record is from RefSeq and is a predicted model, not a curated record. Gene Ontology annotation, molecular function: protein binding. NCBI's taxonomy places the organism in Eukaryota, Metazoa, Chordata, Actinopteri, Anabantiformes, Osphronemidae. The coding region runs from base 1 to 1251 and encodes 416 amino acids.
AUGGCUGCUGCCAGCUGUCUGCUGACUGAGGAUCAGUUCCUGUGCUCCAUCUGUCUGGAUGUCUUCACUGAUCCAGUGACUUCACCCUGUGGACACAACUACUGUAAGAGCUGCAUCACCACAUACUGGAAUAUUAACGUCCAGUGCCAGUGUCCUGUCUGUAAGAGGAUUUACCACACGAGGCCUGAGCUGCAGGUCAACACCUUCAUCUCUGAGAUGGCUGCUCAGUUCAGACAGUCAGCUCAACACAAAGCUAUGCUGGACCACAAGACACAAGAUGCUCUGAAAGAAAGGACUAAAGGAAAGAAGUCAGAGCUGGUGAAGACCGAUGCUGAAAUCCAGCAGAUGAUCAAGAAGAGACGAGUGAAGAUUGAGGAGAUCCGACGCUCAGUGGAGCUCAGCAACAAAGCUGCAGACAGAGAGAUGGAAGAAGGUGUUCAGGUCUUCACUGCUCUGAAGGAGACUGUGGAGAGAAGCCAGGCUGAGCUCAUCAAGACCAUCACAGAGAAGCAGAGAGUGAAGGUAAACCAGGGUGCAGUUCUCAUAAAACAGCUGGAACAGGAAAUCUCUGCUCUGGAGAAGCAGACCGUUCCUUCAGUCGGUACCUCUCCAGCCACCAGAAACUGGACCGGCGCCCGCUUCCUUCCUGCUUCGUAUGAAGGAAGUGUGGUGAGAGCUGUGAGUCAGCUGGAGAAGGAGCUCAGCGAUUACAUGACAAGACUUUUUCAGGAUGAACUGAGGAGGGUCCAGAAAUAUGCAGUCAAUGUGACACUGGAUCCUGAUGUUGUUCAUCCCAAACGGGACAAACAUGCAGACAAUCGAAAUAUCUGUAGGUGUGUUUUGUCAAAGCAGGGCUUCUCCUCAGGAAGGUUUUACUUUGCAGUUACUACUUCCUCUACAUUUACUGUAGGUGUGACCACACAGUUGACCGACAACAGCAGUGAAAUCACACUGAGCCCCAGAAACGGUUACUGGACCCUGUCUAUGCAGUGGAAGCUGAUUGGACCUAACAAGUAUUUUGCAGCAGCCGACCAACCGGUGUGUCUCUCCCUGAAGUCGAAGCCCACGAAGGUGGGAGUGUUUGUGGACCAUGAGCAGGGCCUGGUCUCCUUCCACGACGUCACUACUGCAGCUCUGAUCUUCUGCUUCACUGGCUGCUGCUUCCCUGGGACAGUCUACCCAUUCUUCAGCCCCUGUGACAACAACGGAAUGAAAAUCCACACCAAGGAUGAGAGCUGUGUAUUACAAUAAGUAACCAUGUUCAACGAGAGCUCCUUUUGUUUUUCAUUAGAAUGUUGUGUAGUUCGUCUCACUUGCUUCUUGAGUUGAUAUUAUCUCUGUUAACUGGUUGCAUAUUGUCAUUAUAUGUUUCACCCAUUGUCUGGGUGGAAAAGUCAAACCUUUGCUGCUGUUUGGAUGACGCGCUGUUGAAUCGCUUUGGGGCUCCGGGGAUGUUAGGACCCACUCAUGUUAAACAGCUGACAGAUCAGCCUUGAGUCUCCAGCUCAGCAUCAGAGUGUGUCUGAGUCCAGUUCACAGCGCGCAGCUUAACCAGCAGGAUGCUAGCAAUGAUAGCAGUGUUUGACUAUGCUAACUGCUAACUGAAAUGUAAACAGUUUGAACAUUAAAUAGAUUUUAAUAAUGUGUGACAUUUUCUGGCUGAUUUUAAUAAUGUUUUAUGUUAUUGUCAUUUAUUAAUAGUAAUGAAUGCUGGAAAAAACAUAAUCUGAUCAAUCUUGAGUCUAGCUCAACACUCAACAUUUAAUCAUUUCUCAAUAAAAGACUGUAAAUCUAAACAUCACUAUGUAAAUACAAUGUAUACGUUUAACAAUGUUUCUAAAAUGUACAGUAGGACUGUGUGACGUCAUCACAAUGUAACUGAAAAUAUGUGCAUGAGAAAUGUGGCAAACUAGUUAAUAAAACUCACAUUAGGUAA